Messenger RNA from Pteropus alecto (black flying fox), 8566 nucleotides. RefSeq names its product mitogen-activated protein kinase kinase kinase 19 (gene MAP3K19). The record is from RefSeq and is a predicted model, not a curated record. Gene Ontology annotation, biological process: protein phosphorylation. Gene Ontology annotation, molecular function: protein kinase activity; ATP binding. The coding region runs from base 22 to 3981 and encodes 1319 amino acids. Lineage: Eukaryota; Metazoa; Chordata; Mammalia; Chiroptera; Pteropodidae. The transcript has 10 exons.
CAGCAGUUAUUGGACAUUCUAAUGAAUUCUAUGCCAAAACAAGAGAGACAUACUGAAUCAUUGCUUGACAUUUGUCAUGAUACAAACUCUUCUCCAACUGAUAUGACAGUUACUAAAAGCCAAAAUAUACUCUUGCAAAGCAUCAGCAGCAGUGAGGAGUUGGACCAAGAUGAUGACUGCAGUCAUUCUAUAUUGGUUAGUGAAGGAGGAGAUCCAACUGGUGAUGGACGAGAUUGGCAAACGAGGACAGAAGGUGUCGAGAUCAUUGUUACUUUCCCAAGAGAUGUUCGUCACUCCCAACAAAUGAGCCAAGAAGAUUUAAAAGAAAAUGAUCAGAUAACCUCAGUGCAUCAAGAAUGGGCACAAGCACAUUCUGUUUCUCUUCCAAAUGAAACUGAGAUGAUGGACUUCAAGACAAAGAUGUCAACCACGCAGACUUUGCUUCUGAAAGAGAAAAGUUCCAAGGAGCUCUGUGAUGAGAACUUGGGCAUUUUGUUGCCAAGACCUUGCUUGGAACCAAACAUCUCCAAAUCUGUAGCUAGAGAAAAUGUCUCUCACUUUCCGAAGGGCCAGCAAAGAAAAUCUGAAGAGUUUUCUACCACUGAUAAGAAGUACGGUUGCCGAAGAAUUGAGUUCCCUCUGCCACCAUUGUCAUUCUUGCCCAAGAGACCAGGUCUCCUUACUAUCCCUCAAAAUCACAAGGAUCAAAAAGAGAGAGAAGGAAAGAUUCCAAGCCUCAUAUCCUUUGUGCCUAAGCUCUCAGAGCCUGUUAGUCGAUCUGAUGAGUUUAGACCGUCAAACAAGCAACAGGAAGCCCCGUUUAAGGUGUUCGUGGAUCAGACUCUCAGGUCUCCUGAUAACUCUAUUUGGUCCAGAAACAUGUGCUCUUUUUGGAGGGCUAACCAUCACAGACAAUACCUGGAGGUGGAGGAGAAUGAGAAAUCUAAGGUAACAGAAAGAUGUGACAAAAGUCAAAUCUCUCACUUUGAAAAGGGGCAGUCUUUGUUGUCCUUUAAAAAUUUUAAGGAAAGAAAUGUUCCUACAGAUAGAGAAGUGGAUAUUGACUGCCAUGAUAGUGAAAUGAAAAAAGCAGAAGAGAACUCUCAAUAUCUUUCAUCAGGUAAGAAAGAGGGUUCUGUAGCCAGAAGUUAUGAACAAAAUUCAGAAGUUGGAUGUACCAUACAAAUCAAGUUCCAAGAAGACCAGCAUUCAGAAAUAACUCUAAACCAGGAUAAAGAGACUAGAAAUGAUAAAGCUGAUUCAAAAAGUGCUUCAGUACAUAAAGGUGAAGUAACUGAGCCAAACCACACUUUAGAAGAGUUUACUGUAUUUAACAAUUUGUCCCAUGUAGUCCCUGAUGGCCCCAUUGAAAAAAUCCCAGAAGGCCACAGUAGCAUGGAGACAAACAUAAAAAUAUCAAUAGCAGAGGCAACCAAACCAGAAAUAAAUGGGAUGGUGCCUCUUAUCCACAUCACUUUCCCUGGAGAUGGAACUCCUAAGGAACCAGCAAUGGCCAAACCAAGCCUCCAAAAAAGAAAAGGCACCCUUCACAAUAACAACAGCUUCAACAUACUUGCACACCAAGACAAUGACAGGCAUAAGGUGAAAACCCAUAGAAAUAAGUUGGAUCUAAAAACCAAGAACAGUAACGGGACACCUCAGAAUUUCAUGAUUUCCAUUGAAAGUUCCGUUAAGCCUACCAUGCAUAAAACCAGCAUAAAAACUCAAAUUUUCCCUGCUUUGGGUCUUGUUGACCCCAGACCUCAGCAAUCACCAAAGUUUCAAAGGAGAAUGCCACAGACGGAAAAGAAACAAUCAGCUUACCGGGCUCUGAACCCUAAAAAACAGUCAUUUCCUUGCAUCUGUAAAAAUACAGGAAUAAAAAAGUCUUCAGUUUCUCUCCCUGUUCAGUCAACAGAGCCAAGACUAAAUUACCUAGAUCUUAAGUAUAGUGACAUGUUCAAAGAAAUCAAUUCAACUGCUAACGGACCUGGAAUCUAUGAAAUGUUUGGGACCCCUGUUUAUUGUAACAUGCGAGAGGCUGAACAGCGUGAAAACAAAUAUUAUCGAGAGAUAUGCUCAGCUCCAUCAGGCAGAUGUAUCACCAAUAAAUGCCGGUCUUCACACAAUGAGAGGAGCAGCAACAGCAGAACAAGACUUUCUCAGAAAAGACCACAUGCUAAACCCCCAAAGGCUUUGCUUGGAAUUAAACAAAAGCACAAAAGUUUAAUUUCUAAAGAAAGAGUUUGUAAGGUUGUAGGUAGCAACGUACAAGACAUUGAAAAUGGUGGUGGUGUUUCAGAACCUGAGUGGCAGAUAACGUUUUCAGGAAAUGACUUUCUAUCUUCUGAAGAUGAAGUUCAGCCCAUUAACUUCGCUCAGAUUCAUGAGCAGUCCACUGAGCAGAACGAAUCCCUUCCUGUGUCAGAUUUGUCCAUUGUUGAAGAAGUCUCUAUGGAAGAAUCCGCUGAUGAAGGAGACAUUUCUAAUAAUCAGAUACUUGCCACGAGCCUCAGAGAUCUGCAUAAACUUGAAGACGAACAUCACCAGAUGCACCUUUCAGAAAACAGCUGGGCAGUGCCCAGUGAGAAGAGUUCCAACAAGCAUGUACUACAAGAAAAGCAGAAUACAGCAUCUCUUGGUAAAAUAAAUGCCAAACAAAUUUUAACUAAUGAUGUAGAGUUUGAUAGUGUUUCAGAUAAGUCUAAAACAGUUAUGAGCUUCUCUUUCCAAGAAAAACAAAGAAGUGAAUCUUCCCAAGUAUAUCAACAUUGGGCACAUUCUUUGGAUCAGGAUAGUUUAGCUAAUAAGUCAAUUACACAUCAAACGUUUGGAAAAACUUUAAGUGAUGCAAAUUCAAUUUCCCAAGAAAUUCUAGACUCUAUAAAGAAUGAAGAAUUGACAGAUGAACUAUUAGGGUGUCUAGCUGCAGAACUAUUAGCUCUUGAUGAGAAAGAUAACAACUCUUGCCAGAUAAUGGUAAAUGAAACAGAUCCUGAAAACCUAAAUCUUGUCUUCGGUAGAAAAGGAAAUACCAUGCAAGAAUUUGGGGGAGAAACAAAUGUCGAAAUACAGAGACAUAGGAAUGGGCUCAGGAUAUAUGACAAGGAGGAAAUAUUUUUCAAUGAAAAGAUAUUUUCUGAAACUAGUUUAAAGUAUGAAGAACCUGUCCUGUGGACCAAGGGUGAGAUCCUUGGGAAGGGAGCCUACGGCACAGUAUAUUGUGGUCUAACUAACCAAGGACAGCUAAUAGCUGUAAAACAGGUGGCUUUGGAUACCUCUGACAAAUUAGCUACUGAAAAAGAAUACCGGAAACUGCAAGAAGAAGUAGAUUUACUCAAAGCACUGAAACAUGUUAACAUUGUGGCCUAUUUGGGAACAUGCUUGGAAGAGAACACUGUAAGCAUUUUCAUGGAGUUUGUUCCCGGUGGCUCAAUUUCUAGUAUUAUAAACCGUUUUGGGCCAUUGCCUGAGAUGGUGUUCUGUAAAUAUACAAAACAAAUAUUGCAAGGUGUUGCUUAUCUCCAUGAGAACUGUGUGGUACACCGAGAUAUCAAAGGAAAUAAUGUUAUGCUCAUGCCCACUGGAAUAAUAAAGCUGAUUGACUUUGGCUGUGCCAAACGUUUGGCCUGGGCUGGCUUAAAUGGCACCCACAGUGACAUGCUUAAGUCCAUGCAUGGGACUCCAUAUUGGAUGGCCCCAGAAGUCAUCAAUGAGUCUGGCUACGGAAGGAAGUCAGACAUCUGGAGCAUUGGCUGCACUGUAUUUGAGAUGGCCACAGGGAAGCCCCCACUGGCUUCCAUGGACAGAAUGGCAGCCAUGUUUUACAUUGGAGCACACCGAGGACUGAUGCCUCCUUUACCAGAGCACUUCUCAGAAAACGCAGCAGACUUCGUGCGUGUGUGCCUAACCAGGGACCAGCACGAACGACCUUCUGCCGUUCAGCUCCUGAAGCACUCCUUCUUGAAGAGAAGUCAUUGAACAUACAUCAAGAUUUUCUUUCCAGUUUUUUUAUAGAUACUUUGUUAUUGCUUCAUUGUGGGAAUGAUGGUUAAGGGACCUUUGUCUGCUGGAAAGUCAAUCUUACUCAAUUUAACCAGAUCCUACAGUGUCAUUAACUGAAAAGUUUGCUACAUAUUAGUCUCCUCAAGCUUCAGGAACAAUUACUCAUGUAUAUGAGAAAUUUUUCUUAAUAACAAGAACAGCUAUUCCAAUAUUUACAGUUUUAACUACCCAGGAACUAUAAUCUUUGUUGCUUACAAAAUACAUUUUUUUUAUUUUUGGCCUGUCAAUUUUAACAUCGUUAGUUUAAAAUAAAUUGUAAAAACAUGAAAACUACAUUUUCUUGCUUGGUGCAUAAAGACACGUACUUAAUUUUUGCAAAGGGUACUUAAGGAAAAUGAGAAGUUUAAAGCAGGGGACGCUAGAUUGUUUACUUUGGUGGCAAUCUUAAAUUUACAGAUUAUAGGAGCUUCAAGAUUAACAGAAGAGCUAAGGGCCAAGGUAUUUUAUUGUCAGAGGGUCCCCAGUCUUCUCAGAAGCCUCCACCUACAAGAAGCUGGGUUAUUUAAGGUGGCUUCAUAAACCUCAGGCUGCUUUCCCUAUAAUUUAUGUUAUUUGAGGUCUUCACUUAUUUGCGGAGUGAAUUAGGUCAUUACCACAUCUAGAACUAGCUGAACCAAAAUCAGUUGGAUAAAGGGAGAGUGGGUCAGCAUAUGAACUUUUUCAGGGCACUUGUCUCAGUUCAUCUGAAUGAAGGACAUCCCUACUUUCACUUCUGAAACACUGGUAAACCUUACAAAAAUAAACAUGGACAAGUUGUCAGAAUUAUUACAAGCCCUUAAGUUUGUGGAUUAAGCAUUUUUUUUCAGCUUUCUAUCACUGUCGACUUCACUCAUCUAAAUUUCAUUGACACCUAUUGUUUUAAGCUGUAUCUACAGACUUUAAAAAAAAACUGGCUGCUAUCAUUUCCGGAUAGUACAACUCCACACUAACUUAAGGUGUAGUCUAACACCAGUUGUCAGGCUUUGUUAAAAUCAAGUUGCUGCUUAAAGCUUUUGAGAAAUAAAUAUGAAAUCAUGCGGUCCAGCUGAGGUAAAACAGAUUUUACUUUGGCUGUGUUUUGAUGAAUCUUCAUGGGUAUGCCUUCCCUUUCUCUCCAAUUUGUAGUUCUUUUCUCAUAUUUGAUAGGAAUUUAAGGGAUACGUCCCUUAUUUUACUACAGGCAUACCUCAUUUUUUUGUGUUUUGCUUUACUGUGCUUCACAGAUUUUUUUUUUUUUUUAAUACAAAUUAAAGGCAAGGCCCUCCCUCCAUUAGUAAAAAGAUUACGACUCAGUUUUUUUUGCAGUGCUUUGGAAGCAUAUCUGCAAUACCUCCAAUGUAGGCCUGCACUUGUCUAUAAACAUAACCUGAAACAUCAUUUUGGAUCUUCAGUAUUCUUUAAAAUCUGAAUGGUUAAAUGUGAUUUUGGAGCAAUUAACUAUUUACAUUCAAGGCUAUUAAACCUUAUGAGGAAAGGGCAGGGAAUAUGUUUAUGUAUACAAAUCACAGCAAUGGAUAAGACUUUGGUGUUAACAAACUUACCCUUCUAUUGAUAAAUUCUGAAUACAGUUUUGGAAUAUUAAAUAGAGCCUUCAAAACUUGUUUCAAUAGGCAAGCAUUGGUCCUAAGAGCUUUGUUGUUUUGUUAGUCAUUGUGUUUAUGACAUGACAGGUUGGAAUUAUGCUCACCAUCACCUAGGUAUUUGUCGUUUAUAGCUUCCUUUAUGAAGGUCUGGGAGAUUAAGACAGAUAGGUGGGGGCUGGGAAGGCUAGCAUUUAUUGAGCUCUUAGUAGAAAAUGGCACAUCAUUUAAUUCUGGCUGCUGUUCAGGUUGGUAAUAUUAUUCUCAUUUUAUUAAUGAACAAUAAGGCGCAGAGCUAAGUAACUUUCUCAAGGCCAUCCGAUUGGUAGGUGGGAGUUGAAAUUGCCACCCAGAUUGCUCUGACUUUAGAGCUCUUUCUCUGCUACCUCCCAGAUUUGUAGUUUAUAAAUUCACCAGUCUAGUGAUUUUGAUUAAUGAUGUGAAAAGCUGUUCAUUUUUCACCUAGCCGCAGUAACUUCCUUCCCCUCUACGACCACCUCCCUUUUCACCAAGUACAGUGCCGUUUUCACAUUCAGAAGUGCUUUUCAUUACGUACUGAUUCUUCCUGUAUGCUCAACCAAAGGAAAUUUAACUCCAUGAGUAAACUUCUAAAAGCAGUUCCAACUCUACAGCAUCUCCUUAAUUUAACCUACUUUAGCUCUUACACUGUGGCCAUUUCUCAGUGGCUGAAUAAGGAGAGUUGCCAUUGUGGAAAAGAGUUGAGCUCUUAACUAUGGGAUUGGGGAGUGUACAGUAUUCCAUUUACUUGCUUUAUCCAGAUCCCUUGCACGCCCACUACAAUAGUUCUGGGCCUUCCAUGGUGUAAUGAGUAGCUCCAAGAUAAGAACUUACUUAACCUGUUCAAUGAGCAGCCAAAAUCCUCCACCAUCUUUAUUCCUCAUACUUGCUGCACUUGAAACUGUUCAGUUUAAAGCAGCCUAUGUAAUUUGAAUUUAAAAAGUCUUGCCAGGUGAUGCCAAUUUGAAAAUACAUGCUGUAGGCAGUCUGCAUCGUCAUUGGUCAUCAACAGUUAACAAGGAGUCCUUGUGUAUGGCAUUAUACUGUGAAAGUUAAAAUAGCAAACACUCUCGAGGAAAGGCUAUGGUAUGUUGUCUUGUUGCCAUGACUGCUCAAACUUGUGAGAAACUAUGGCUGAAUUCAUCCCUAAAGCAGUUGCUCCUACAGAUUACAACUUGAAAGACUAAAGAAAUCUGACCUUGUAUGGUCUAUAUAAAUACAUAAGCCUCUUAACUUCAUGGCAAUGUAAAUCCUCAUUAGUGAGGUCCUACAUUGCUUUGAGAGGUGGUGUUGGAGAGGACAAGCAGGUCAUAUAGCAGAGGUAAAACAAAAAUAUACAAAUUUUUCCAUUAUACUGAAAACAGCAGGGGGGGAAAAGGUAACAAUGGAGUAGGAUGAAUCACCGAAUGGAAUGACUAAAUUUGGCCAAGUGGAAUUACCGACUCUUUAACAUUCCUAAAUGAAACUCAUUAUAUAUACGCUAAUAAAAUAAGCCUUUACUAGUGUUAUAAACAUAAGAUAAAAACAAACCUAAUGUGAUUUCAAAACAUUCAUUACAUUUAGGCUUAAAAUGUAUUUUAAAGGAAGUAACUUUUCUAUCUUAGUUCUAUUUUAUUAAAGCCAUUGCAAAGCUUCCAUUUCCUAAGUGGCAGGUGCAAAAAAAUUGGUGGGAGAGAGGAGGGUUGGAGAAGAGUGGCAAUACUAAAGCAACUUAUGAAUAUUUUUUCAUGGAUAAUUCUCCUUCCAGAUAAUUGCAAUUACUCUGCUUUUUGUGGUGAUGUGAGAGAUUAAAACAGCAGGCAUGUUGUGUUUACUGCACCUGGCUUUGCCUUCAUCAUUCCCUCUAAUACCCAAAUAUAUAACUAUCAUUAGGAUGCUCUCCCACGUCAUCUAUUCUUUUUAGCCUUCACCAAUCACCCUAGCCUUAAACUUCAUAAACCUAUGAAUAGGCACUAUUAUCAACAUUUUGUAGGGAAGGAAAUCAAGGCACGAAGUAAGUCACCCAAAGUCAACAGGUACAAAGUGGUGGGGCUGAGAUUGGAAUUUGGACAGUCUGAUCUUAGAGGCCACUCCUUGAUGAUAUACGAAGUACUCAGAUCAGAUAACUUAGUCCUUAUUUCCCACAUUUCCCAGGGACUCAAAGUUUUUUCUGAUUCACAUUAACAAGACAUGUUAGAGCCUUGGAUUUACAUUGUCAACAUACAAAUUUUAUUAAUUCUUUGUAAUAGAUACUGAGCUGAAAUUCAGUAAACUAAAUGAAUUCAUGCCAUAUAUAUACAUUCCUGUUUUGGCUUUUCUAUCAGCAAACAUCCUAUUCGAUAGUCCUUCAGGGUUUUGAGUACAUCCAGAAAAUGAAAUCUCAACCAUUGCUGACAAAAAAUGAGUACAUGUUAAGUUUUUCAAACCAAGUGAAACUGCUUGAAAAACGCACUUUAAAGAUAAGAAUGUACUCAUUAACAAACAAUAGACAAAUGAAAUUAAACCAACUACUAAACAGUUUUUAAGUGAGGGUUCCUACCAGAACUUAGAAAUAAAGGAAACUAGAAAGCCCUCAGAAUUCACUUUUGAGAUUAAUGGAUCACAGUGAACGGGUCAAGUCAUAUUUUUAAGAAAAUUACCCCUAGCCACACAACCUUCAACGUAUCUUGCUUACCAACCUAAAGAACCUGUCAGGUAGAACAGAUACUGGUAAAUUAUACAGAACAUAAAGAGGGAUCAUCGAAGCAAAAGCUGGCUGUGCCCAACUCUAUAUAUUGCGUAAUAAAAAAUGGAUGCAUGGUGUCAGACACUAACACUGCGUAUUCCAGACCCACUGGCAAGAUUAUCACUACUGUAAAGAUGUUUCAGAGGCAAACUUCUUACAAAAUAAGCAAACUCCUGAUUAUUUGGCUUAUAUAUGUCAGCUUACAGUGAUCAAAUUUUGG